UGCGCUAUGCGCACAAAUGCGAUGUGUAAUUUUUGACAGGUCGGCACUCGUCUAUCGAAUACACUAUCGAUAUAAAGAAACAGUCAACGUUUUAUAUAUUUCGGGCCACAAAUCCGUAACACUAUGAAUAUUUAAUUGUGAAAAAAAAAAUUGUUUUAAUUUUAAGAAAUCACAUUAAAAUCGCAUUAAUUUUAAUUAUUGAAACAACCAUUUCAAUUCGUGUUUGUGUGACCGUAACAUUUUCACUUAGAACAAACGUUUACAAGUGAAUCGGAACCAAAAUGAAAUUUCAUUCUAGUUUUUUAGUUAGUUUAUUACUUGUGAUUUCACAAAACGUCUGCCAAGCGGAAGAUGAUUAUUAUGAAAUUUUGGGCAUAGAACGAUCGGCAACUUCGUAUGAAAUUAAAAAAGCAUACCGAAGGAAGGCGCUGAAGGAGCAUCCAGACACGAAUCGCGAUGAUCCCGAUGCCACUGAGCGAUUCCAACGCGUGAAUAAGGCGUAUGAAGUGUUAUCGGAUGAUGAUAAGCGAAAAGCAUAUGAUCGAUGUGGCGUAAAAUGUGUUGAACGUGAAGGAUCUAUGGAUCAUACCGAUCCAUUUGCCAGUUUCUUUGGCGACUUUGGCUUUUCAUUCGGCGGCGAGGAUCGUGGACCACGCGAUACACCAAAAGGUGGCACUAUUACUAUGGAUCUCUUUGUAACGCUUGAAGAACUAUAUUCCGGCAAUUUUAUUGAGAUAACGAGAAACAAGCCAGUUAUGAAACCAGCUUCCGGCACUCGCAAGUGCAAUUGUCGUCAGGAAAUGGUGACACGUAAUCUUGGACCAGGCCGGUUCCAAAUGAUUCAACAAACUGUUUGUGACGAAUGCCCAAACGUGAAAAUGGUAAACGAAGAACGCCUUUUGGAAGUUGAAGUCGAAGUCGGAAUGGUUGAUGGCCAAGAGAGCAUCUGGACUGCUGAGGGUGAACCACAUAUGGACGGCGAUCCGGGUGAUCUUAAACUCAGAAUUCGCACAAUGCCACAUCCAGUGUUCGAACGACGUGGCGAUGAUCUCUAUACAAACAUUACAAUUAGUCUACAGGACGCAUUGACUGGAUUCACGGUAGAAAUUCCACAUCUCGAUGGUCACAAAGUAGUCGUUACACGAGAAAAAGUCACUUGGCCAGGUGCUCGUAUCCGUAAGAAGGGCGAAGGUAUGCCAAACUACGAGAACAACAACCAGAAGGGAGUUCUUUACAUCACAUUCGACGUUGAGUUCCCAAAACAAGAAUUUACGGACGAAGAAAAGGAAAGUGUGCGGAAUUUAUUGAAGCAAGAUGCCAACAAUCGAGUGUACAAUGGCCUUCAUGGAACGUAAACAUGCCAAUUGCUGUCACCCGUUUCGUUUUUUUCAAAUUAUGUUUCGUAAUUUAGGUGCACAUCUUUGUAAUUUAGUCGACUUUAGUGAAGAAGAGAAAAAAAAACAAUUGAAAGUCGCAUAAACAAAAAAAUGAAUCAUGUGUUUGAUUCCAACCGAUGAACUCUGAUGAAUUGCAUUAGAUUCAUUAACAAACAAUGUAAAUAAUAGAUAAUAUUAAGUGAAAAAAAAACCAACCACAACAAAACAAAAAUAAAAUAUGUCUUUCAAAGCUCAAA
Sitodiplosis mosellana (orange wheat blossom midge) is the source of this 1633-nucleotide messenger RNA. It is a transcript of the gene shv, whose product is annotated as dnaJ homolog shv. Gene Ontology annotation, biological process: protein folding; protein maturation. The transcript has 4 exons. The record is from RefSeq and is a predicted model, not a curated record. Gene Ontology annotation, molecular function: misfolded protein binding. NCBI's taxonomy places the organism in Eukaryota, Metazoa, Arthropoda, Insecta, Diptera, Cecidomyiidae. The coding region runs from base 282 to 1355 and encodes 357 amino acids. Gene Ontology annotation, cellular component: endoplasmic reticulum.